UCUAGGAGCAGCGUGAACAGCAGCUGAAACCUUUCUACUGGGGUGAACAUGCCCUUAGCCUCGCACCACCACGGGGAAUUGUGAGAGGGCAAAAGGAAAAAAAAAUGCUCAAAAGAGCUGAAAUCCUGAUCUGAAGAAAUAACGUUGGAGUAAAAUAUAUUUAUUAUAUAUAUAAUAUAUAUAUAAACAGAUCCAGCACGUCGCAUCCUCUUCAUCCUGAAAGGAUGGAUGAUCCUUUAUGAAGAGCAUUGCAGUAGUAUACUCGCAUCUAGUUCUCGUGCUGACCUGAAAUGGAAGAUGUGGCUUAAAAUGAUACCUACUGACUGCUGCCCACAGUGUAACGGAUCCAGAGAGAUGACUAUGUUACCAUGGUGACUCUUUUAACCAAAGAUCCGGAAAACAAGGGCUUGGAUUAUGGUAUAUGCAACACCUUCAACUCUGAAUUGCAUCAUCCAAAGAAGAUGAGUAAAGGGCCUACUCUCCUCUCAUGUGGAAUUAUGGAGGGGGAUCGGUGGAGAGACAUCAGCAGGAAGUGUCAGAUUGACCUUGAGCAAACCACCAAUAAUCUGGACUCACCUUGGACUUGUUUGGCCAGUUCAGAGGAGUGUCAAGAGAAUACAGCUUGGCCAAGUGAUUCAAACCCAGCAUCUGCUGUAACCAGUUUAAUCAAAGACCUCAGCCUCAGUGAUCGAAACGGCCAUCCAUCAGCACCUCCCAGCAAACGGCAGUGUAGGUCGCUGUCAUUUUCAGAUGAGCUAUCAAGCUGUCGUUCACCAUGGAAACCUAGUGGGUCAAAGGUGUGGACUCCAGUGGAUAAAAGACGUUGCCACAGUGGGAGCAGUGUGCAACAUUGUUCAAAUGGGGUAUCUACAAUGCAGAGGAGCUCAAGUUUUAGUCUGCCUUCAAGAUCCAAUGUCUUUUCUUUCUCGUAUGAACCCUUGGCUACCAAUAACAGGUCUGUGUGCCCACAGAGGCAGGGCUUUUGGACCUCACCCACUUUUGGAAGGUUUAAAGAUGACCUGCGUCCUGAUUCCAAUUCAGGAGUUGCGUCCGGGGUCGAUCUCCUGCGACCUCUUUCUGUAUCUCACGAGCAGAUAUCUGUGCUGGAGCUCAGCACGCCGUCCACAAUGGGUAUGUCUGCUGCAGCCCCAGAACCUGUGCAGCAGACCAGUCGACUGCUCCGAUGCAGAUCACAGCCGUGUGUCCACAAUGAUCAAAAAGUUGGGAUGAAACGUCGCAGACCAGAAGAAGAUCACAGGCCAUCGCUUGACCUUGCCAAGAUGACUCAGAAUCUCAGGAAUUUUCACAGCCCCAGCUCUGUGGGUACUACUGGGAGUGACUGCUGCCAGCGAGAACAGACCAUCUCACCGAACUCGAGCACAGCAAAGACAUGGACGCCACACGUUUAUGUUUCAGCUCCCAUGCCAGGAACAACACCCGCCUGUAGCCCAGAACCACAGCCUCAUGGGGACUCAGAAAAGCCCUCUACCAGUAAAGGGGAAACCAGCAGCAAGAAAACAAAAGUGUUUGGAAUUGUGAAGCAAAGCUGGCCAAGUGACGAGAAUGAUAAAGACUCAUGGAGGAGGGGGAAAUCUGGACAAGAUGUAUUUCAGCUGGAUGGUGAACUAGACAUUGAGCAAAUAGAAAACAACUAGGCUAUCAGGUUCUAGGAUGCAUGAGCAGAAGAGAUCUAUAAAAUUCUGCACAACUUGCUGCAUUUUUUUUUGAGUUUUUAACAGUGCUCCAAAGGCAUGUUAAAUCAACCAACUUCACACCUUAACAUGUCUAUACCUGAAUAUUCAAUUUGCCAAAUGGCAGGCAAUCAUAGUUCUGUGGGGGCAAACCCAAAGGGGAUUAGAGGUAAUUAGUUUUUAACUUAUGCAUUGUCCUACAGAUAUAAUUGGCCAAGGCAUUGAGUUUAAAGCUAUGCUUAAGGAAAAGUGGCCCCUCUUUACAUGUUUUUAUAUAAGCUUGAUCACAGUAGUUUUAUAUAUAUAUAUAUAUAUAUAUAUAUAUAUAUGCUGUUUCAAUGCAGUGCGAAUGUUAUUUGUCAUUCUAAUAUGGUAAUUGACACUUCUCCACACCAUUACCGCCCCCACCCCCCACCAAUCCUAACAGAGAUGCCAACUUUCCAACCCCUAACUGUGAUCUCAAUGGAUUGGAGCCACAAAAGCAAUCUGUCACACGCUGCGUGCUUGCAUUCUUUUUUGUUUGAUUUUUGUUUUCUUAUACCGACCAUUUAUUUCUAAAAUUGCCUUAAUGUUUAAUUUGCUUCUUUUCUCCUUACAACUAAACCUUGGUAUUGUCUUGCCAAGGCUACUGAAACAGAGCCACUCUAGUUUUGACUGCUGUCGAUGUUUACCAGCAUGUUUGUGCUGCUGACGUCUGAAUAGCACUACUGCAGAUAUUUUUCCCCCAUUUUCAAUGAGUGGAAAAAAACAGGAACAAAACAUGUUUCCCCAUGUUUGCAAUGGGACUUGGUGGUUAAUUCCUUCAGAGAGUUAACACACAUGCAGUGAGGCGAGUGACCACCUACUGUGCUGUAAAAUUCUGGUGAACAUAUAUCCACUGGUAUCUUUACAAUGCCGAUUGCUGGGUUCUUGACCAAUUGAUAUUAACAGCCUGGCAUGGGAUAUGGUCACAGGCAUGACAGACAGGGAGAGACAAGAAAUUGAGUAUUAAUAUAAUCAGUGUGGUUCAAAAAUAUAAGAAUACUGUCUUGCAACCAAAAAUGGAGAGGAAGUUCAUUGACUUCAGGUAAAACAUGCAGAGACGUAUACAGGUUAAAAAUCUAAAGGAAACUAUCCAGGAAUCUUGCCAAAAUCAUGAGAAUUGGCAUCUCUGGCUUUGGACACCACCAGAUUUCCAGUUAUCUGUGUGUGUCUGUGUGUGUGUGUGUGCGUGCAUGCGUGUAUGUCUACUGUAGACUCAGGGUGUCCAUAAAUGGACUUGUAAUAUGAGCAUUUAAAAAAAAACUUUUUUUUAAUUUAUAUUAAAAUUGUUCAAUACAGGACAAACAUGUUUUCUACUGCAAGGAUUAUUUUCUUCUACUUGUGCAUAGCAAAUUAUCUACAACCUCAUUCUUUGCAAUAAGCUUCAACAGGAAUUAGUUACAGGGGGUGUUUGACCAUUAAAACCAGGGCUGCUGGUUUCAGGUAGAGCUUGAGAGGAUGGUUAUUGUAAGUGAGCUGGGAAUGCGGCAGUGUAUAUGGAAAGGUUGCAUUUUAAGUGUGACUUUAUUUAGGUAUUACAAUUUCUGGAAUAUCAGGAAUUCCAUGAAAAAAAGCAAGGAAGUCUGUGAAAGUAUUCAGUAUUUUAAACUUUUUUUUCCAAAUAUAGACCAAGCAAUAUUUAUGCCUAUACAGUACUACCUGUAUGUGCUAGGGAAACUGAUGGUAGCACAACGCUUUGUUUAAUAUUGAAGGUCCUGGAAUGCUGUCUAGUAUGGGAUGAUUCAAGAGUUGAGCCACAAACGCCAGUGGCUAAAUGUAGUUUUUCCAUCCAUUAGUUGCAGCAAUAACAGCACUGCAUAACCUGUUUGCCUUACUGUACUUAAAAGCUUACACAGUAAUCGCUGCAGUUAUAUGUGGCUAGUCUGGUCAUUUCAACUUGAUACUUAAAACUUAUGCUAACACAUCUGGGUGUACACUCUGUAUGAAAGACUGCUUAUAUGCAGUGAAAACAUGGGCUACAGUUGCAUUGGAGAACACUACUGUACUUCAGAAUAUUUGUAAUGUGGUUCUUAGAAGCAAGGAGGUCUUUGAAGAUCCAAGGCCUGUUCUGAAUCAGAAAACCUGAUUCGAAUGAAGAGACUGUCUUCAGCAAAACUGUAACACUUCCUGGUGUUUUACAUAGGCUGUUUUCAAUUUUCAAUAAAAACUGAAGCAAAAAGUUUAUUUUUGCCGCCUUUUACUGC
Carcharodon carcharias (great white shark) is the source of this 3916-nucleotide messenger RNA. It is a transcript of the gene fam53b, whose product is annotated as family with sequence similarity 53 member B. Bases 369 to 1655 code for a protein of 428 amino acids. The record is from RefSeq and is a predicted model, not a curated record. Gene Ontology annotation, cellular component: nucleus. Gene Ontology annotation, biological process: positive regulation of canonical Wnt signaling pathway; protein import into nucleus. The transcript has 5 exons. NCBI's taxonomy places the organism in Eukaryota, Metazoa, Chordata, Chondrichthyes, Lamniformes, Lamnidae.